CUCAGCCAUACACCCUCACUCACACAUACACCCACAUACACGUACAAACACAGGAUGUACGGUGUACUGCGGCUACUUUUGCUGCUGCUAGUCGCAGCAGUCGCGGUCGGUGUAACAUCUGGCGCCCAGCGACACAAGAGAUUCGUCGCCUUCGGCAAGGGUAGCACGUUCGCCUACCGGCUGAACUACAAAGUGCCGCUAUUCAAGAACAACACCAUACUGUACCAGGCCAGCGGUUUCAAAGCCGCUUGGCAGCUACCUGAGAAGAGCGACAACUACAAGCUGCAGAAGCCGCAGCCGCCGAGGUCGAGGAGGAGGUGGAGCAACUCGGGUGGCUACCGCCGCCGAAUCGGCUCCAGGGACAUUCGCGAUACCAUGCACGAUCUUUACGAAAGCCACGGCUUUGAUGGCAAAUCUUGCCUCGCGAAAAGCCUCUGCCAAUCUCUCGAGCUCGUCGAGCGCAAGGACGGAGUAAUGGGAAAAAUAGCGCACUUACUCUUCGGUCAGUCGUUGGCUGAUUCGCUCGUAUGCGGAAAUUAUGCCUCAACCGACGAAGCCGAUCGCUGCCCUCUCAGCCUGAUCGGAUUCAAGCCGAUUCACGCCGGCUCGGAAUUAUGAAAAGAGAGAGAGGGAAGGAGAGUAAAUCCGGGAGGGAAGGUAUUUUCCUGCCCGCGCUAACGAGUGUCAACGCUGUAUAUAUGUGCAUCGGCGGAGUCGGCAUCGGAUUAUGUAUUUUCCAUUGAGGAUUUCGUAUUUAUAAAUACUUGCAUGCCACGCGUAACUGCUGAUUUGUACGU
Trichogramma pretiosum is the source of this 797-nucleotide messenger RNA. RefSeq lists its product as uncharacterized. The transcript has 4 exons. The coding region runs from base 55 to 618 and encodes 187 amino acids. The record is from RefSeq and is a predicted model, not a curated record. Lineage: Eukaryota; Metazoa; Arthropoda; Insecta; Hymenoptera; Trichogrammatidae.